Messenger RNA from Durotheca rogersii, 2171 nucleotides. RefSeq lists its product as uncharacterized. Gene Ontology annotation, molecular function: chromatin DNA binding. The record is from RefSeq and is a predicted model, not a curated record. The transcript has 3 exons. NCBI's taxonomy places the organism in Eukaryota, Fungi, Ascomycota, Sordariomycetes, Xylariales, Xylariaceae. Bases 164 to 1843 code for a protein of 559 amino acids. Gene Ontology annotation, cellular component: nucleus.
UGGUUGCUAACCUCGUGUUCCCCUCGGUUGCGCAGAACUAUUAAAUCCGACGUCUAGAGGUCUCAAGCGCAGUCAUUCUCCGGACUCGUAUCCCGACGCGUCGCAGUCCGAAACCCCCGGAGAUGAUGGUGAUCCGAAGCAGCCCAGAAAACGUGGUCGACCGAUGAAAUCGCGAGCGCCCGGUGACAUCCCCGAGCCGACGAACCCAACAUCAAUCCCCCCUCCUCCUCCCGCGCAAAUGUCGCAAUCUAUCCCCUCGCAGAAUCCCCAAGCGCCGAGCGCGUCGCUAUCCGGGCAGCCCGGCAGCGGCUACGCUCCGCCCCAGGCCUCGCCUCCACCGCCAAAGACGACGCCUACUAAGACGACGCUCAAGGCCCUGCCAACCGUGCGUGACCAUACUACCGACCAACUCGGGCCCGGUGGCGACGAAUACUUGCCGCGCGAGAUCGACGAUUUCGGCGAGAGGAAGGUGAUGCCCAAUGGCCAAUUGCUAGGAGGGCGCGAGUACCGAUGUCGGACUUUCCUGGUCCCCCAUCGCGGUGACAAGUUAUUCAUGCUCGCCACCGAGUGUGCGAGGGUUCUCGGCUAUCGAGACUCGUACCUGCUCUUCAACAAGAACAGGUCUCUAUACAAGAUCAUCGCCAAUCAGGUGGAGAAGGACGACUUGGUUUCCCAGGAGAUCCUCCCGUUCUCGUACCGGUCUCGACAGAUCGCCAUCGUGACAGCCCGGUCCAUGUUCCGACAGUUCGGCAGUAGGGUCAUCGUCAACGGUCGGAGAGUGCGAGAUGAUUAUUGGGAGCAGAAGGCGCGGAAGCAGGGCUUCACGGAGGCAGACCUUGCAGGGGAGAAGCGGCCGGGAGGAUCCAAGGUCCGGGAGGCCGCCGCUGAGGCGAAUAGCAGCGUGCCGCCGCUGCCGGGUGUGCCCCACGGCGAGAUUGUCUACGCAAAUCCUCCGCCCUUUGGUGGUGCGCAGCAGCCGCUCGUUCAACCAGGACCAGAUCUGAACGAUACGAGGACUCGAGACUACAACAACUUCAUCAAGGGUGGCCCGAGACAGGAGAUUACCGGCCCCGCCUACCAGGACAGGACCCAGUCGAGCCCCAUGGCGGAGAUCCACCAGCAGGCGCAUCACGCCGCCGACUACAACCGGAACGUGAACCACCAGCGCGAGAUCCGGUCCGAUUACAUCAAUAACUUGUGGAGGAGACCUCACGACCAGCCGCCCACUACGCAGCCCGUCACGACUGAGCCCUCCCUCCCCACGACCCGUCCCGGCCAGUCACCCCACUCCACCCCGGCGAGCAUGCAGACGCCUAGCAUGGUGCCCAACCAGAGCCCGCAGAUGAUAAUAACCGCGCCGCCGUACUCGCAGUCCAUCCACUCUCAGCAGCCCAUGAGCCAGACGCCGAUGCGGGGGAUCCCGCAGCCCUCGUCGCAGAAGCAGCCUCGGCCGUCUAACAUUCAGCCAAGCGCCUCGAGCAACCCAGCGUACAACUACGGCUCCUCGAAUCAGAUGUGGGGCCCUCAGACGCCGCAGACGCCUCAGCAUUACUCCGGUUACACGACUCAGUCGCAGCCUUCGCCCCACCCCCAGCAGUCGUCGGCUCCUCAACUGCGUCACUCGAGCGGCGCCCCCCAGAUGCAGCCGGGCACCAUGCAAUACCACGGGAUGCAAGGUCUCGGCCAGGGCUACCCCAACCCCGGGCAAGGGAUGUACCCUCCUGAGCAGACGCCUAGGCAGUUUAUGCCUCAGAACACUGGCCAGGGACCGGCUGUCACGUCAGCCUGGACUAACCCGCAAACCCCGGCUGGGGGCAGUUGGUGGGCGAACCAACCUCAAUGAUAGAUUGCCCGCAGCGCGCCGAGGCUGUACGCACGGGGGUGAGAAAGGGCGCGGCCAUCCACAGAGAACAAAGGGGGGCGCGAGUAGGCCGGAUCUUGCCAGGCCCGUCCCCCGUCAUCGCAGCUACACGUCUCGCUAUUGUUGUCCUGCUUUUCCCUUGUUCAUUUCCUCGUUUUCGUCGGCGCAGACGUCCUACCGGCCCACCUUCACCGAGCUUUCACGUAAUGGGGACGGAUUUCUGCUUCGAUGUGACUAUAUCGCUGCUUAGGCUAGUUGGCUUGGUCCGGUAAUAGAGGAGUCGGAGGAACGGUCUGGUCUCGCAUGGUGG